GUGUAGGGACCGCCCUGGAUUCUCGAGGCCUCACCCUCCCAGGCCCCAGGCCUCUACUGCUUCUCCACUCAGCCUGUGGGCACCUGGCAAGGGGCCUGACCCCACCACCGGGGAGAGGCGGGGCCUGGUGGGCGUGGCCGGCGGGGCGGGGUUGGGCCCUGGCGGGAACUAAAGGAAGUGGGCUCGCGGCGCCUGCGCACUCCACUCCACGGACGUCGGUUUUUUCUGCCCGGUGCCCGCGCCCUUCGCUGCGCGACCCGCGUUCCGCGUGCCGCAUCUCACGCUGCUGUCCCUCCUGCUCGCACCUCGUUGGGAGGCUGCUGACUUGGACCCCUGUGAGCCGGAGCAUGUGGGCCAUGGAUUCUAAGGUCAGCAACGGUUCCAGCCUCCAGGACGAGCGCAUCACAAACCUGCUGGUGUUUGGCUUCCUCCAAAGCUGCCCCCAUGCCACUUUCCACAAGGAGCUGGAGGUGCUGGGCCACGAGCUGCCUGUGCACACUUCGGGCAGUGACGAGCUGCAGACAGACGGCAAUCGGUGCAGCUACUUCAUGGAGGACGCGGCGGAGACAGAUUCUGAGAGCCAGGAGGCAGUCAUCCAGGACAUUGCCAGGCAGCUCGCCCAAAUAGGGGACAGGAUGGAGUAUGGCAUCCGCCCAGGGCUGGUGGAUAGCCUAGCCGCGCAGUUCAGGAACCAGAGCCUGUCGGAGGAGGACAGACGGCAGGGCCUGGCUGCUGUGCUGCAGCAGCUCGUGCACUCCUACCCUGCAGACAUGGGCCAGGAGAAGACCCUGCUUGUGCUGACUAUGCUCCUGGCCAGAAAGGUGGCUGAACACUCGCCGGCCUUGCUCCGGGAUGUCUUUCACACAACGGUGAACUUCAUCAACCAGAACCUCCUCGCCUACUUGCGCAACUUAGUCCAAAGUGAGAUGGACUGAAUGGACAACUCAGCAAAAGCACGACUGGUUCAAACUUGAGAUUCUGACCUGUAGCCGACUCCUUGGAGAUGGAGCCACAGCAGCUCAGAGGCAACGGGCAUGAGCUGAUGGCUAGUUAAGGACCACUCAGGAAUCUGCAUUAACGGAUGUGAAUGGAAACAUUCCCCUGCACAUAUGUGAAGAUCUCCACCAUCUCCUCAGUCCUUCCACACACCGUGCCUUUAUCUAGUGUCAGCUGGAAAGGUCUCCGCCUGAAAAUCAGAUCUGAAAGCAGAUUGUAGGAGUUCCUGCUGUACCACAGCAGGGUAAGGAUCCAGUGGCACCAGUUUGAUACCUGGCCUGGUGCAGUGGGUUAAAGGAUCCAGCAUUGCUGCAGCUGUAGUGUAGGUUGCAGCAGCGGCUCAGAUUGGAUCCCUGGCCCAGGAACGUCCCAAAAAAUAAAUAAUAAUAAAAUAUUGUAGGUAAAAGAAA
Phacochoerus africanus (Common warthog) is the source of this 1406-nucleotide messenger RNA. RefSeq names its product BH3 interacting domain death agonist (gene BID). Gene Ontology annotation, biological process: apoptotic mitochondrial changes; positive regulation of extrinsic apoptotic signaling pathway; positive regulation of intrinsic apoptotic signaling pathway. The record is from RefSeq and is a predicted model, not a curated record. Gene Ontology annotation, cellular component: cytoplasm; mitochondrion; cytosol. Bases 348 to 935 code for a protein of 195 amino acids. NCBI's taxonomy places the organism in Eukaryota, Metazoa, Chordata, Mammalia, Artiodactyla, Suidae. The transcript is spliced from 6 exons.